AUGGCAUCAAACUUGACUCCAUCCUCUGGUCAAGAUUCAACUACCCAUUCUCAAUCAAGUAGAAGUAAGACCGAUCCUGCACGGGAGCAUGUUUCUGAAGAAAGAUAUGGAAAUGGAAGGAGAGCUCUUAUUUGUUUGUAUUGUAAAAAGAUUACAAAAGGUGGAGGUAUUCAUAGAAUGAAACUACAUCUUGCUGGAGUGAAAGGAGAUAUUGGUCCAUGUAAAUCGGUUCCACCUAAUGUCAGAUUUCGCAUGGAAAAUUCUUUGCAAGAGUUUGUGAAUGCUAAGAAAGCAACCAAAGAAGCAGAUGAAUAUAGAAAUCCUUAUGGUCCUAAUGUGUCACAAUUUGAAGGGGAUAUGGCAGAAGGUGAAGAAGAGGUUCAAGAAAUGCAAAGUCCUAUGGCAGCUAGUAGUGGAAAAAGGAAAAAAUCAACAGUGGAUAAGUAUUUUGCACCAAGAAAUACACAAGGAGCUCAACCUUCCAUGAGGAGUGUGCUAGCUGGGAAAGAAGCUACUUGGAGAGCGGAUAUGGCGGUUGGGAGAUUCUUUUAUGAUGCAUGCAUUCCUACUAAUGCUAUGAAUUCCUUCUACUUCAAGCCAAUGUUGAUGCUAUAUCUGCAAUUGGAUGCAACUAAUUUGUUUCAGUUAUUUGAUGAGGUGAUUGAAUGGGUGGGUCCACUCAAUGUAGUUCAUGUAGUGACUGAUAAUACAGCAAAUUAUGUGGCCGCGGGGAGAUUGAUUUCUCAGAAGCAUAAACACAUUAAUUGGUCACCUUGUGCAGCUCAUUGUCUUAAUUUGAUCUUUAAGGAUAUUGGUAAGAUAGACCAUGUUGCUGAACUUGUAAGACGUGCAUCAAAGGUGACAAUUUUUGUGUAUAAUCAUGUUGCUUUGUUAAGUUGGUUGAGAAAAAGGGAAGGAUGGACAGAGAUUCUGCGACCUAGUGCAACUCGCUUUGCUACUACUUUCAUUGCACUCAAGAGUCUUCAUGAUCAUAAACAUGACUUGCAAGCUUUGGUGACUAGUAAGUUCUUUGUGGACUCUAGAUAUUCAAAGGAUUAUAAAAGCCAAGUUGCAGUUUCCAUCAUCUUGGAUAAUAGAUUUUGGAAUGAUUGUUUGAUUGUUGUGAAUCUUAUGUCUCCACUAAUGCGUUUAUUGCGUAUUGUUGAUUGUGAUGAGAGGCCUUCGAUGGAAUAUGUGUAUGAAGGCAUGUAUAGGGUUCGUUUGGGCAUCAAGAAAUUGUUUAACUACAACGAAAGACUAUACGAGCCUUAUACAGAGAUCAUAAAGCAACGUUGGGAUCAACAACUAAAGAAAAGCAUUCAUUCAGCAGCUUAUUGGUUGAAUCCAUGUUUCCAAUAUGAUCAGGAAAACUUUUGUAAUAAGCCAAAUGUUAUUGGAGGUGUUAUGGAUGUUAUUGAUCAAAAAGUUCUGAAAGGCAAGAUUGAAACAAUGAAUGAAAUGAGGUUAUUUCGUGAUCGAUUGGGAAGUUUUGGAAGAGACCUUGCUUAUUCUUCAUGUGAAAAGCGAGAAAUCAUGUAUGACCAUUUGUUGGACAAUGGGAUAGCUAGAAAUUAUGUGCGAUGGUUGAUGCAUGGGGAAUAUGAGUUUUGCGAACCUACAAAUACUAGCACUAAUGAGUCUGAUAUGCAUGAUGAGAUGCAAGAAAUGUUAAAUGAUGCAUUUGGAAUGCCAAUGCCAAAUGAGGAAUCUGAAAGAAGUCGACAUGUGUAUGAGGAGUUUGAAAAACCAAAUGAGGAUGCAAACAAAUUUUAUAAUUUGUUAAGCAGAGCAAGAACUAUAUCCAGGGUGUAA
Vitis vinifera (wine grape) is the source of this 1812-nucleotide messenger RNA. RefSeq lists its product as uncharacterized. NCBI's taxonomy places the organism in Eukaryota, Viridiplantae, Streptophyta, Magnoliopsida, Vitales, Vitaceae. The coding region runs from base 1 to 1812 and encodes 603 amino acids. The transcript is spliced from 3 exons. The record is from RefSeq and is a predicted model, not a curated record.